Microthlaspi erraticum is the source of this 633-nucleotide messenger RNA. Lineage: Eukaryota; Viridiplantae; Streptophyta; Magnoliopsida; Brassicales; Brassicaceae. The record is from the annotation of a GenBank genome assembly.
AUGGGUUUUCAACAAGAGAAUCAAGCUUUGUUGCUAGAGCAGAAACAGAAAAUUGAGGAAGAAACUUAUGAGAAAAUUGGAGUUGCCUUGGAGGAAUUACGAUAUGGUUUGGGAGUUGAUUUUUGGAAUACUCCGAGAGUAGAACAAAACCACGUAUUUCAGACUGGAAAAGAGGUGGAGUUGGCUCAGGGUUCAGUGGAUGUUAAUGGCAAUAUAACUGCACACCACUUGGUUCAGAGGAUCUGUAGUAAGAAGAAACAAAGAAGGUAUCCUAAGACUUGGAAAUUUAAGUACAAACAGGAGCAUUCAUGGGGAAUUCUGCCUCAAAAUGAACAACAUGAACUCAUGCGAAGCAAGAAGAUUAUAUGUAAAAUGAGGCUGAGACAGGACACAUGGAGCAAGAAACAGUAUUGUCAAUUUCAAGGGAAGCCUGAUAUUGUUUCAAGUUCAUCAAAAGCAGAUGGUGCACCAGAAUCAGCACAAGAGAACUGGAAAAGAACCAUUUUUUAUAUGGCACAUAUAGAGAACAAAGCUAUCCGUAAUCAGUACGAGAAUGAUGGAGUUUCAGCAAGGAAACUGGUUCUUAUUCAGCAAGGAAUUGGUUGUGUUGCUAGAUUAGUGUUGAGCUUAUAA